This is a messenger RNA of Funneliformis mosseae, 1560 nucleotides long. The record is from the annotation of a GenBank genome assembly. NCBI's taxonomy places the organism in Eukaryota, Fungi, Glomeromycota, Glomeromycetes, Glomerales, Glomeraceae.
AUGGAUAAAGAGGAACAACAGACUAGAUUGGAACAAAGGUUGGCAAACAUAACAAAGAACAUCAGAACUGGAAGUCCAACUCCUAGUUCGCGCGGAAGGAUUGAUGAACUUGAAAGUCGAAAUUUUACUCUUGAAGAAGAGGUUAAAGAUCUUAGAAUUCAAUUAAACGGAAAGCAAAAUGAGAUCAAUAAAAUUCAAGAAUUAUUAAAUAAGAGAACUGUUGAGUUGGAAAAGACAAAAAAUGAAUAUGAUGAGAAAAUGAAAAAAAUGAGGGGCAUUUUUAAUGGUGCUAAUAAAACAUUGAUGGAGUUAAGGCAAGCUAAUGCAUCAAAAGAUUCAGAGAUAGAACAACUUAAAGCAACUAUGGAAGGCAUGGAAAAAAAGCAUGAAGAAACUACAAACAUGGUAGAUGAAAACCAAAAGUCAAUGGAGAAAAUUACGACAGAAUUGCAUAGUCAGUCGGCGAUGUAUAACGCACAAAUAGAGCAAUUGGAAUCCAAACUCAGACAAUCAAACCAACAAGUUAAUCAAGUAAAAGCGGAGUUUCAACAGUACAAAAUAAGAGCCCAUGCAUUACUUGAACAAAGGAAUUCAAAUAAUGAAGGUGAUGUCUCAAGUGUAGAUACUCUAGAAUUAGUAGCUUCAAAUAAAAAAUUGGAAUCUGAUCUAAGUUUUAAGACAUCUGAAUUGAAGCAUGCUCAGGAUAAACUUAGAACUACUGAAAGGGAUCGAAAACGCGCAUGUGAACUUAACGCACAACUUGAAAAAGAAUUUGAAAAAGCGCAGAGGGCAGCAAAAGAAAAUUCAGAGACCGUAAAAUCUAUCCAAAAACAAUUGGAUAGUUUUCAAGAGGAAAACGAACAUUUAAAAGCAGAGACGGAAGCUCGUUAUUUAGCUAACGUUAAAGAUUUUGAUCAUAGACUUACAAAGGCAAUUGAUGCAAAAGAAAAAAGUCUCAUACAAAAGCAAGAGGAAAAUGAAGCUUUACAGAAAAUUUCAGAGCAACUUGGUGAGGAUUUAUCACAGCUAAGGUCAGAAUUAUCACGGCGUAAUGAACAUAUUGAUGAACUUCAAAAACAACUUGCUAAUAAAAUACCGUCAGCAUCAGUCGUAAGGAAUGCUAUUAGAAAUGAUAAUAGCCGUUCUUCAUCUCCUUCUUCAGUAACGAGUCGUACUAGUGGUAAUUACACGGAUAUGGAAGAACGUACAUCCAAUGUAUCUGAAAAAGACAAAGACAAGGAUAAUUUAUUGAAAUUGCAGCAUAUGGCCGAAAUGCUGAAUGAUAGUGAGGCACAUGUUCAGAGAUUAUUAGAACAAGAAAAGAUAUUGAAAGAGGAACUUCGUAAGUUAGAUAGAUUAGAAAAGCGUCAAGAUUUAAGUGUAGAAUAUUUGAAGAAUGUCGUUCUCAAAUUCUUUGAAUCAAAUCCUGCCGAUCGUGAGCCUUUGGUUCCUGUAAUAUCAACAAUAUUACAAUUAAGUCCGGAUGAAGUACAAAGUUUAAAAGAAAAUGCAGUCGAUGCAAAUUCUAAUCCUGUUGUAUUAAGUUUUGGGGUUUUGUGA